Messenger RNA from Scylla paramamosain (green mud crab), 1509 nucleotides. RefSeq lists its product as uncharacterized. Bases 1 to 1509 code for a protein of 502 amino acids. Gene Ontology annotation, molecular function: RNA-DNA hybrid ribonuclease activity; nucleic acid binding. Lineage: Eukaryota; Metazoa; Arthropoda; Malacostraca; Decapoda; Portunidae. Gene Ontology annotation, biological process: DNA replication, removal of RNA primer. The record is from RefSeq and is a predicted model, not a curated record. The transcript has a single exon.
AUGCACCCCUUUAAGUACAGCCCCCAUGAAAUUGAGUGGACAACCCAACAUCCUUACUUAGGAAUAUGGAUGGAUGAAAACCUAGAAUUCAGACGGCACGUGAAGUCCAUACAAGAAAGAACCAACACCAGGCUCAAAGCUAUGAGAGCCAUCACUGCAACAGAAGGCGGUGCCAACUUUAAAGUGCUAAGGCUACUCUACAUCCAGGCCAUAAGGUCCAUUGUAGACUACGCAGCCCCACUUCUAGCUAUCAUAUCACCAUACAAGAUGGAGGACCUCGAGAAACUCCAAAAUGAAGCGCUCCGCAUCAUGUUGGGGGCACCUCGCUGGACGAAGCUUGUCAACAUGAGAGCGGAGGCCGAUCUACCACUACUUGCCCAUCGUAUCCAUGCCAUGAACACCUCACUCCUUGCCAAGACACUUUCCCAAACCAAAUACACAACAGCCGCCAGAAAAGUUCAUCAGAGUCUCGCCCACAAUGAAGAACUCUUUACCAAGAAAACUUGGGCACAGAAAAUGGCCCAGGGCAUUAAGACGCUACAGAUGCAAACACCAUUAACCGCAAGAACAACAGAUGCCCAGCACCCCGACUAUCAACCACCUCCUCCAUGGCAAGAGUCUGAUUAUAACUUUUCUGUUACCAAACUAACUGCCAGCAAAACAUCUCUCAGCGCCGACGCCCUCGCAGCCCAAGCUCAACAAGCUCUUCACGCAGUGAAUGACAGGAACAUGGAGGUCUAUUUCACAGACGGAUCAGUGGACCCCAACACACACAGAGCAGCAGCAGCCUUCUUGCACCACACAGGAACAGGCAUAUUCCGCCUCCCCGACCACUCCUCCACGCUCCAAACUGAGCUAGCUGCCAUCGGGAAGGCACUAGAAGAUGCACGUCACAAACACAAAGACAUCCUAAUCCACACCGACUCGUUGGGCGCCAUACAGUGCCUCCAGCAGACACACUCAGGAGACAACAUACGCCUCAUCACCACCAUCCAUGCCAACGCACAGGCCAUCCGCAGAAGGAACAGGAAGAUCACAAUUAACUGGAUCCCCAGCCACACAAAUAUCACAGGAAACGAUUUAGCAGACACCGCAGCGAAAGAUGGACUCCUACUCCCUACUGUGACGAGCCACGUAGUACCAUCCCGAGCGCAAGUCAGCAGCACCGCCAAGAAAACCUGCAAGCAAUUAUGCACCCAAGCAGUAAGAAGUCAGAUUGCUGAAGGGUCACCAAGUGCAACCUGGUAUGGCACAGCAACUGCAAACACCGCACCACCUGCUGACACACUACCACGACGCACACGUACACGAUUACACAGACUACGACUCGGCUACCACUGCCUAGCCGAGCUCAACGAUACACUACCACUCACAUGCGAACACUGCGACUACCCUCGUACACACCCCUACGACACUACAUUGAAGACUGCCCAAGCACAGCUCCGUUCCUACACAGACACGCACACGACGCACCACACAUACUGCAACAAACAGACACCAACAGACUGA